Messenger RNA from Ornithodoros turicata, 1034 nucleotides. RefSeq lists its product as uncharacterized. NCBI's taxonomy places the organism in Eukaryota, Metazoa, Arthropoda, Arachnida, Ixodida, Argasidae. The coding region runs from base 97 to 678 and encodes 193 amino acids. The transcript has 3 exons. The record is from RefSeq and is a predicted model, not a curated record.
CUGAAGAAGAAGAAGAAGAGGUCUUAGCAUUCUGGAACAGCCUUCUGAGAAGACGUAAAGUGGUCUCCGGUCUGGCUGGAUUUCGCAUUUCUCGCCAUGUCCCAAGUGAAGAGUAUCUUGCAGAAAUACGCGACCUCUAAGAUCAAGCGGAGGCUAUCCUUCGCUGCAAAUGUUAAAAACCCGGAUGAUGAGCCGAUCCCACCUCCAGAGGCUUUCAUUGUGAAACGGCCGAGCUUGGGCAAUUUGGGACAAUCAACAGGCGGAGGUCAAGGCAAUGCAGCAGCGGAAUCCGCGCUUGGUGCUGUCCCACCCCGCCCUGGUGGCCGAAUGCAGGUGGAAGUGGUGCGUGACCAAAACGGCGUCCUUUCGGACGCCCUCGGUGAAGGCGCCGCUGCAGUCAUACCGCUCCUGUUGUGCGUGGGCCUCCUCGUCUGCCUUGUCGCAGGGGGUGUCAUCAUCGCACUGCAGGGACUGUCAGGGCCCACAUCGAGCGAACCGUCGGAGGUCACGCUCAGUGGCACAAAUGUCACUAACGUCACCACGACUAAACCGAUCCCAGGCGGGAGAAGGGGAGACCAGGGCACUACGUUGACAGAGUCUUCUGCGGAUACUGUUGGGUCGACAGUCCAAUCGCAUCCGGAUGAAUAUCGGGAGGGUACCCCGGGUGAUUCUUCAUAAUACCGAAAGGCUCGACAGCCGUGUGCGUGGCCGGGAAACGCCAGCACCAGCAACUGAAGGCGGACAUGAAUCUAGCUGGGUCCCAUAGCAACUGCGUAUUAUACGUCGUGGACACCAUCAACCGCAUUCGCUUUCUUAUCGACACUUGGGCAAGAGACAGCAUCAUUCCACCCCAUCUUUCUGACAGUCAUCUAACCUUUGAGCUUACCUUGAAGACUGUCAACCCUUCACUCUUCCAUCACUUUGAACUGCGCCGCAAGUUUCAAUAGGUCUUCAUCAUUUCGACGCUACUUUGACUAUUCGGACCCAAUCAUAAAGCGCGGAUUUCUCGCGCAAUUUUGAUCUAUUUGUUAGUG